GAAUCGAGGUUUGCGUGAAUGUCGUUGCUGACCAGACCGCUACUCAGGCCUAGCUCGAGGGAAGGUUGUUGGUUGUUGGUUGUUCCAUGUCAUUCACGCAUCAACAACUUCGCUUUCAAAACAAAGCUAACGAAACAACGCGAUCUCGUUGGGUGCACGCAAAACCAGGGGUAAAAACCUCAUGACCGUGUAUUUGGCAACAUCCAACGUCUUAAGUACGGAGCAUGGGAGACGUUUGGGAAGGAAAAACUCAAGGUCGAAGCCUAUCGGAAGAGGAGCAAUCGCGGUUAUCCCGUCAAGACGAGCGACGAGUGAAUGAAUUCAAGGCCAACAAAUUCCAGCGCGAGGCCCAAAAGCAUUGGGACCUCUUCUACAAGCGCAACACCACCAACUUCUUCAAGGAUCGGCAUUGGACCACACGGGAGUUCCAGGACCUCUUGCCCUCCUCGGAUGAUAGUCACGGGACGGACUCCCCGCGUCCAACGCUCUUGGAGUUGGGUUGCGGUGUGGGAAACUUCGUCUUCCCGCUGAUUGAAGAAGACACCUCGUUGUUCAUCUACGCGUGCGACUUCUCGCCCAGAGCGGUGGAACUGCUCAAGGCCCAUUCCAAGUACAAUGAAGACCACAUCAAAGCCUUUCAAUGUGAUAUCACCCAAUCCAUCACGCCUCGGGUGCCCGAUCCCGGGCAGAAAAUGGACCUCGUGAGCAUGGUGUUCGUGCUCUCGGCUUUGAGGCCAUGCGACUUCGACGUAGCCCUCCGAAAUGUGUGCGAUUGCAUGAAGGAGGGCGGAGUGCUCCUUUUCCGUGAUUACGCCGUCAAUGACAUGGCCAUGGUUCGUUUUGGUCCCGGACACAAGAUUCGGGACCAGUUGUACUUGCGGCAAGACGGAACUACGUCCUACUUCUUUGAGAUCGAGUUUCUCCGUGAUUUAAUGACCCGAGCGGGUUUCAAAGUGUUGCAUUUAGACUACAUUCAAAGGAAGACUGUGAAUAAGAAGGAAAAUGUGGACGCCGAGCGACUCUUUGUCCAAGGUCGGUUUCUUAAGAGCACGAAAAUCAUUGUGAAAUGAAGCCUUGAGGGGAGAGCA
Messenger RNA from Tigriopus californicus, 1088 nucleotides. Its product is annotated as tRNA N(3)-methylcytidine methyltransferase METTL6-like. The coding region runs from base 225 to 1070 and encodes 281 amino acids. The record is from RefSeq and is a predicted model, not a curated record. The transcript has 2 exons. NCBI's taxonomy places the organism in Eukaryota, Metazoa, Arthropoda, Copepoda, Harpacticoida, Harpacticidae.